This is a messenger RNA of Manis javanica (Malayan pangolin), 1272 nucleotides long. It is a transcript of the gene MAGIX, whose product is annotated as MAGI family member, X-linked. NCBI's taxonomy places the organism in Eukaryota, Metazoa, Chordata, Mammalia, Pholidota, Manidae. Gene Ontology annotation, molecular function: protein binding. The record is from RefSeq and is a predicted model, not a curated record.
ACCCAGAGCUCCAAACACGUCGCUGGCGGCCGUGCGUCCACCCUCCAGACCACGGGUCAUGGAGCCGCGCGCGGGGGGCGCCACAGACCCCAGGGGAAGCAGAGGAGGCCGGGGCCCUCGCCAGCCCGCAGGCCCUAGGGCCCGGCAGCUCCUGGCACGGCUGGACUGACGUCCCCUGGCUGCGCGAGCUGCGGCCGACGUGGCGGCGCUGGUACGCAGGACGGGCACCACAUUGCGCCUGCGCUCCAAGGAGGCAGUUAGCGUGGUGGAUUCUGCUGAGAUAGAGAUCACAGACAUUCGCCUUCCUAAUGCCACUUUGGUGGAACACCAGCCUCAGCAUCGUCAGUCAGAGACCAUGUGUACAUAUACCGCGUCUUCCGAAGUGACCCAGGGUAAGGCCCGUUAUGCUUCAAAGCCACCCCAGGCCUCUAGUCUGUUCUAUGUGGAACUGGUUCGAGGUUCCACAGGCUUUGGCUUCACAUUCAGUGGAGGUCGAGGUGUAGCUGGAGAUGCUACUUUGACAGUGCGCAGGCUGCUGAAGGACAGGCCGGCACAGUGCUGUGGUCGUUUGCAGGCUGGCGACCUCGUGCUCCACAUCAAGAAGUCAACUCAGGGCCUCACCCAUGCCCAGGUCGUGGAGCAGAUUCGUGCAGGAGGCCCCCGGCUGUACCUCAUGCUAAGCAGGCCUCUUGAGACCCACCCUGGCAAGCCUAAAGAAGUGGGAGAGCCCAAGAAACGAGAUGAUCGCAGCCCAGAUCCUGGGGGACCAGAGAUAAUGAAGUCUCACAGCGCCAGCGCUUACCCACUUCAGCACCUUCGAUCCCGGGGCAGCCCAAAGCCUCACCCAGAGGGGGCUGCCGAAGGCCCCGUGGUUCCUUCUCCUGAGCACCACACAGAGGGCCCUGACAAUGGAACCCUGGGUUCCCCAGGACCCUGGCUGGUUCCGAGCGAGGAACGGCUCUCGCGGGCCUUAGGGGUCCCGGGGACCGCGCAUCUCGCUCUGGAGAUGGCAACCGGAAGGCGGAGGCACUGAGCACGCAUCAGAAAGCUGUUACCACUUGGUGAGGCUCAACCUGAAUCUGGCGCGCCCCGCCCACCGCGCAGUAACAUAGGGGGAGACUUUCUACUUGGCCUUGUCCCCCCUCCUGCUGUGCAGCCGGCCAACCUGCACUCUGCUAGCAGCAUCAGUGGUAACGGCCCUUCCCGACAGCCUGGCCCUGUGCUUUUUGUUUCAGGCGGGGGAGGUAAUAAAAUAGUUCGGUCCGGUCUUGA